Messenger RNA from Aspergillus lentulus, 1461 nucleotides. Lineage: Eukaryota; Fungi; Ascomycota; Eurotiomycetes; Eurotiales; Aspergillaceae. The record is from RefSeq and is a predicted model, not a curated record.
AUGGAAGACCGCUGGCAGCCGAUGAGUCGACAAAAGCCAGUACCGACCGAACGGGACACUGAUCCUGUGGGAAUCAAUUCGGGUACAGAAGGGGAGCAGGAAAGCAAGCCGCCCCGAAAAUACUUAUCAGGCUGGAAACUAUGGUUAUUAACGGCUGGUGUUUGGAUUGCCCUCUUUCUCUCCACCAUCGAGACCACCAUUGUCAGUACCUCGUUGGUUUCGAUCACCAACGCCUUGAACGGCUUCUUGAUUAAGGACUGGGUUGUUACUGCAUACCUAUUAACCUACACAGGUUUCCUCACCAUCUUUGCAAAAUUCAGUGACAUCUUUGGAAGAAAGACAAUGCUCAUCCUCGCCCUGAUUAUUUUCUCAUUGUCUUCUCUUCUGUGCGGUGUCUCUACCUCGAUUGUUGAACUUCUUCCCGGGGGUCUUGUGGCCCUCAUCUUGAUCGUGUGGUGUCUACCAACAUCCGAGACGAGUUCGAGGCUUACGUUCCGCGAACGUUUGCGGACCAAGCUGUCCAAGUCGGACUGUGCGCGAGUGGAUAUAUGUGGCAUGUUUCUUUUGCUCGCCUCUUCUGUUUUACUUGUUUUCGCCCUGGAGGAAGGAGGAAGCCGGUACCCAUGGGACAGCGCCGCCAUUAUCGUCCCGUUCGUGCUGGCAAUCAUCGCUGCCGUCGUUCUCGCAAUCUGGGAGGUUUCCCUUGAGAGGAAAGGAUCGGUUCAGGAACCAGUUUUUCCUCCUAGCAUUCUCAAGAACAGGCUGCUGGCAGCCAUGCUGCUUACAGCCUUCUUUGUCGGCUUCCCAUUUGUGGCCAUCGUCGUCAACGUGCCGCAGAGAGCGCAGGCCGUGAGCGGUCUGUCUCCUCUGAAGGCUGGUCUUGCCUUGCUACCAUUGCUGCUAGCAUCCCCAUUUGCAACAGCUUUGUCUGGAUUCUUGACCAGCAAUUUGAGAAUCCCACCUUUUUACCUCGUCCUCGCGGCGUCAGUCUUACAGUUGAUUGGAGUCGGUUUGUCUUGCUCAUAUCCUAGUGACCGGACCGAGGUUCCUCCAUCGCAAUACGGCUUCGAAGUGAUUAUGGGGAUAGGUUUUGGACUGGGCCUGACCACGAUCCUCACCUUCGCUCGUGCAGUGGUGGAAGAGAAGCACAUGGCCGUCAUGAUGGGUGCCGUAACGCAGAUCCGCGUGCUGGGAGGGACAAUAUCGCUUGCAAUUUGCUCUACUAUCCUGAACAAUCACGUCAAGCCUCGCAUACUUUCUGUCGUUUCCCCCGAGCAAGUGCAGGCAAUCUGCGACUCGCUAUCUGCCAUCAAGGACUUGACUCCGUCUCAACAGGCGGCGGUCAAAAGGGUGUUUGCUGAGGGCUAUAAUUUGCAGAAUAUCUUCAUGACUGCAGUCACGGCUCUGGGUCUCAUCACGACAUGUUUCCUGUGGGAGAGGCAUCCGAGGAAAGCAGUAUAG